CCGUCCACCGCACUCGCUUCUUUCUUGUCGCUGCCAACCCUCGCUCGCUCUUUUGGCUCUCUUGGGUCACGUUGCGCUCACUUUUUUUUUUUGUUCGACAAGAAAAACCAUUGACGGGCCCUUUUCUUAUCUGGUUUGGAUCUGCUCGAUUUUGGAACAGUGAACAGUUCGAUAUACCGUACCGCCUCCACUUUGGAACCGGCAGUUUAUUCGCAUCUUGGCUGUGAUACACGAUGCGUUGGUCUUCGGUUGCCGUUGCGCUGGCGAGCGCCAAAUCUUUCGCCGUGGCGCUGGAUCCCGUCUCCGUCGUGGGAAACAAGUUCUUCAACAAGGACGGCUCGCAGUUCUUUAUCAAGGGUAUUGCGUACCAGCUUGUUCCGCAGGAUCCCCUCGUGGACGCUGACCAGUGCAAACGCGAUGCUAAGCUCAUGGCCGAGCUCGGGACAAACACCAUCCGCGUCUAUCACGUCGACCCCUCCGCCGACCAUGACGGCUGCAUGAGUGCGUUUGACGACGCGGGCAUUUACGUCCUUGCUGAUCUGGAUACCUUUGACACUUACAUUAUUCCCCAAAAUAACUACUGGAAUAAGACAAAGUUCGACAGGUAUGCCGAGGUCUUGGACGCGUUCCAAAAGUACGACAACCUCUUGGGCGUCUUCGUCGGAAACGAGAACAUCGCUACUAAAGAUGAUUCUCCCACGGCGCCCUACCUCAAGGCUGCUGCCCGCGACAUGAAGGCGUACCGCGACGCCCAGGGCUACCGCGACAUCCCCGUUGGCUACUCCGCCGCCGACAUCCUGCAGCUUCGCCCCAUGCUCCAGGACUACCUGACGUGCGGCGGCAACUCGUCCGAGACGGUCGACUUCUUCUCCCUCAACUCGUACUCGUGGUGCGACCCCAGCACGUACAAGGAGUCCACCUACGACCAGCUCGAGGAGUACGCCAAGAACUUCCCGGUGCCCAUCUUCCUCUCCGAGACGGGAUGCAUCGUCCCCGGCCCUCGCCUGUUCGACGACCAGGACGCCAUCUUUGGCCCUGAGAUGGUCAAUGACUGGAGCGGCGCCAUCAUCUACGAGUGGAUUCAGGAGGAGAACGGCUACGGGAUCAUAACAUACGCCCCGGCCGGCCAAGCGGCUGGACCCAACGUCGAGGGUGGCUUCCUGCGCAAGGGCACUCCCACGCCCAAGCUGCCCGACUUCACCGCUCUCCAGUCCAAGUGGGCGACCAACACCCCUACCGGCGUCAAGCGAGACGAUUACAACGCCGACGACGUGUCGACCCGUGCUUGCCCUACGUCGACUGCUGGCGGCUGGUGGCAAGUGGACGGCGACGCCCCGCUGCCCACCCUGGGCCAGAUCCUUGCCGUCAAGACCGAGACUCUGAGCCUGGCUACCGAGACCGGCACCAACACGGCCGAGAGCACCGCGGACAGCACCUCCUCCAACGACUCGGCGGAGAACACGGGGGCUGCCACGACGUCUACGCCCGACUCGUCCUCUUCCACCACCUCUAGCGCCGACAGCGCGCAGACGAGCAACGGCAGCCCCUUGGACAAGCGGAUCACUACAUUCGGUGCCGGUUUGGUGGGCGUUGUUCUUGGUGCUGCAGUCCUCUUGUAAGACGGACUCAUGUUACUUGUUGGAUUUGUAUUGUCAAAUCAGUAUCAGAUACCCGUCUACUUCUUAUCACGCUUUUUUGCUCUUCUGUUUUAAUGUUACCACGGGACUUUGGCUUUUUAGCCUGGCUUCCCCCCUAAUGCGCUUUGUAUGAUGGCUGGACGUUUGGAGAGGGGAUGAUUUUUCUUUCUCAUGACGUUUGCCGCGUAACGAGGCAUG
This is a messenger RNA of Trichoderma citrinoviride, 1835 nucleotides long. Its product is annotated as glycoside hydrolase family 72 protein. Gene Ontology annotation, biological process: fungal-type cell wall (1->3)-beta-D-glucan biosynthetic process. The coding region runs from base 234 to 1619 and encodes 461 amino acids. Gene Ontology annotation, molecular function: 1,3-beta-glucanosyltransferase activity. Gene Ontology annotation, cellular component: cytoplasm; fungal-type cell wall. The transcript has 6 exons. The record is from RefSeq and is a predicted model, not a curated record. Lineage: Eukaryota; Fungi; Ascomycota; Sordariomycetes; Hypocreales; Hypocreaceae.